GUUAAGCUCCAGUCUAAUCAAAAUCAGAAAUACAACAAUUCCCCUAAAAAUGCUCCGACUUCAGUAAUCAAAAUCAAUGGCGCUCUCGAAGCUUAACCACCGAUGCUUCUUCCCUUCCCAAACCUCAGUCCCCAUCCUCAAAUCCCAAACACCACAAUUCCCUCGUAUUCCCUUCAAAAACCCUUUAACUCUCCGUAGCAAAAUCCAACUGACGAUCCCAGUUUCACUGCAAAACCUUCCACCCAGAACCAGCGUUAUAGAAGAACAAGAAGAAGAAGCAGUUCCAGAUCACAAAGAACGCAUGGAUUCUGAUUUUUUAUCCGUGGCUUUCCCUUCACUUGCGUUUUCAAAUACCCUCUUCUUCAGUUCGGCCUACAAUGUUCAGUUGAUAGCGGGUGAUAACGAGCCUGAAGAGCAACUGAUUCGAAGGUUCCGUCGGGAGGUUUGGAAGGCGGGUGUUAUUCAAGAGUGCAAGCGGAGGAGGUUCUUUGAGUCCACGCAGGAGAAGAGGAAGAGGAAGGCCCGAGAUGCGGCGAGGAGAAACCGGAGAAGGCACCCACGACCUAAAGUUUCAAAUGAGGCUAAAGCAGAGACUUCAGAGAAGAAGAAGAAUACGGAAGAUUCUGAUGAUGAUAACUGGGAGUUCCUUGAUGUAGAUUUACCCUAUUGUUGACUGCUACUAGGUAAUUCCUAGUGAAACUGAUUGAAAGGGGCGUUCAUUUUAGGACUAUUCUCAAUACAAUAGCUUUUUUGCAUUUUUUAUUUGAACUUGACAAAGCAAAUGAAUCUACUUUCCAUUACUUAUUGACGAGAUUGAGCAACUAAUGUUGAACUUACUGUCCUCUCCCAGUUUAUUCUCCUGCAUCUGUUAU
Messenger RNA from Sesamum indicum (sesame), 872 nucleotides. Its product is annotated as small ribosomal subunit protein bS21c. The record is from RefSeq and is a predicted model, not a curated record. Gene Ontology annotation, molecular function: structural constituent of ribosome. NCBI's taxonomy places the organism in Eukaryota, Viridiplantae, Streptophyta, Magnoliopsida, Lamiales, Pedaliaceae. Gene Ontology annotation, biological process: translation. Gene Ontology annotation, cellular component: ribosome.